Molecule: messenger RNA, 393 nt
Organism: Lichtheimia ornata
Lineage: Eukaryota; Fungi; Mucoromycota; Mucoromycetes; Mucorales; Lichtheimiaceae
Exons: 1
Coding region: 1-393 (130 amino acids)
Source: RefSeq, a predicted model, not a curated record
AUGACGUACGCUGAGAUAAGACAUGCUAUCGGCAAAUUGACACGUCUCAAACGGUUGUUGCUUGGAAAAGCGGUGUUCCCAUCAAGGUGUGAAGCAUUCAAUAAUAUGAUGAUCCAUCUUGCUAUCCAUUGCCGUCAUUUAUGUGAAUCGGAUAUCCAAGCUCGUACGGAAGGUCUCGAUACUGGUUUGCUGGCUCUUUCUACAUUGGAUAAUCUUGAAAGUAUUGCAUUCCUUGCUAUGGAUCUUUCUACUCAUGGUGUUAUGGCUUUGGCAAAAUUUCCUCGGUUACGGCACCUCACCCUUUACGGCAACAAGCAGCCGGAAUUGCAGCAUGAGCUGGAAGAAUUGAAACAAACCCAUCCCCAAUUGAAGGUAUCAUGGCGUGAUCUUUGA